GUAAUUUCGUUAACUAAAAAAGUCACCCUCGUACUCGGUAACUUCCAAAUUAAGGUCCGUCAAACUGAUCCGUGUAUGUGCCGGUUAAACGGGUAUAUUUGGUGCCUUCUAGGACUAGGACAAGGACCAUGGUUCUAUGUACACUGCUCGCCCAAGCUGAAGCAUCCGCCAGAUUUUUAUAUUCCCCCACUUUCUCACGCUAAAGAUCAUCUUUUUCACAUAUCUUCGCCGCCUUAUACAAACUAAAUCUAUUCCAGGAUGGAAACACAAACCACAUCGCCAAAAAGAGCUCCUGGACUCAGUGCAGAAGUGGUUGGGAAGGCUUUUGUGGAACAGUACUACGGUAUUCUUCAUCACUCUCCAGGACAGGUCUACAAAUUUUAUCAAGAAACAAGUGUGUUAAGUCGCCCAGAUCCUAAUGGCUCUAUGACAUCUGUGGCAACCAUGGAUAGUAUUAAUGAAAAGAUAUGCUCCUUUGAUUACAAAAGUUACAAGGCAGUGAUUAAGACCGUUGAUGCUCAGGAUUCCUACAAUGGUGGAGUGAUUGUUUUGGUUAUUGGGAGUUUAACUGGAGAGGACAAUUUGGAAAGGAAAUUCACCCAGACAUUUUUUCUUGCUCCACAAAAAGUUGGCUAUUUCGUUCUGAAUGAUAUUCUCAGGUAUGUUGAGACAGAUGUUUCUAGUACAACAGAAGGAAAGGACGUUGAGGAAGAUGAUAACCCAGAAGCUAAUGCAAAAAUGGUUGGAGUUGAUGAUGCACAGACAGUUGUUCCAAGCCCUGAUCUAGAAGCGGUUGAUGAGCCUGAAUGUCCAAAUGUUUACCCAGCUACCUCUCACAUAGAAGAGGUUGAAAAUGUUGACAUAGAAGUGCAUAGCAUGUUGGAAGAUGAGAAACAAGUUGAUAUUGAUAGAGAAAUACAAACAGAUGAUGAAUCUCAUAUAAAUGAGAACCAAAUCUCUGCAAGUCCGGAGUCAACUACUUCUGCUGCCCUAGACGACGCGAAAAAAAUGUCAUAUGCAUCUGUUCUUAGUUCACAGAUGAAGAAAGGGGCAACAAAAGUAUAUGUGCCCAUCCGCGAUCCAAGGGUGAAGACUGAAAAACAGUCAUCUAGCUUGGUAGUGAGUGCUCCCGCACCUGAACAACCACCGGCUCCUACAGCCGCCAGUGGAGUUAUUGAUGAAAGUGUGGAUGCACAAGAUGGGCAUUCUAUUCAUGUUCGAAAUUUGCCUUUCGAUAUAACAGUAGAUGAACUGGAGGGUGAAUUUAAGAAAUAUGGACCUAUUAAGCAUGAAGGUGUUCAAGUCAGAAGUAAUAGGCAACAGGGAUUCUGCUUUGGCUUUGUUGAAUUUGAAGAUAUGAGCUCUAUGAACAAUGCUAUAGAGGCUUCACCUAUUAUGAUUGGGGAUCGAAAAGUAGUAAUUGAGGUAAAAAGGACUACAGCCCGAGGUGAGUUCAGAGUAUCUAUGUCUGCCUAAAAUGCUCACAAUUACCCUUCACAAACAACAAUUUUAACUGUCCCCCAUUUCUUUUCCCUCCAGGUGAGGGGAGAGGUCGGUUUUCUUCGGGUCGAGGGUACCGAAAUGAAAGGUUCAGGGACCAUGGCGAUUUCACAGGAGGUCGUGGCUAUGGGAGAAAUGAUUAUGGAGGUCGUGAAUUUUCAGGCCGCACAAGGGGGGGCCAAGGUGGUGGAAAUGAAGGAAGAGGAGGGAGGUGGGGAAGGAGAGGUGGUUUGUUGAGCCAGAAUGCUGCAGCUGCUUCAUCAGCAUACUAAAGCUAAACGCUUUUUGUCCAAUUUUGAAAUUUCUAUUGCCACUUGCCAUGACAGUGCAGAGGACCAGCAUUAUGAUGAUGAUGAAAAGUUAGUAAUUCUGACUCGUUCAUGUUCUGCCCUGAGGAGAGUAGCACUUUUGUUUUCAUCAAUGUUUAGACUGCUGUAUUUGAGUACUUUUUCAACCCUAAGGUUUUGUAUGGGCUUGUUGUCUUUACCUUAGGUGCUUGCGUUGCUCCCACGAUUAAACUAAUUCAUGGGGCCUAUACUCCGAUAGUACCUCAGCCAGUUUUAUUUAUUUAUUUUGUAUGUUUAUCUGAAAAUCAAGAUGAAUAAUCCAUUGCCUUUGUGUUUAAAUAUAUUUGAUUCAUUUAUGCUUAUGUUAGACUAGAAGUUUA
Molecule: messenger RNA, 2167 nt
Organism: Cuscuta epithymum
Lineage: Eukaryota; Viridiplantae; Streptophyta; Magnoliopsida; Solanales; Convolvulaceae
Source: the annotation of a GenBank genome assembly